This is a messenger RNA of Talaromyces stipitatus ATCC 10500, 417 nucleotides long. RefSeq lists its product as uncharacterized. The transcript has 2 exons. Bases 1 to 417 code for a protein of 138 amino acids. NCBI's taxonomy places the organism in Eukaryota, Fungi, Ascomycota, Eurotiomycetes, Eurotiales, Trichocomaceae. The record is from RefSeq and is a predicted model, not a curated record.
AUGCUUUUACAUAUAUUCAGCUCUGUCCUCUUCAUCGCGCAAGCCAUAGCUUUGCCCCAACCAGCAAACACAUCCGUCAACCCUAAUGCCAUCACCAACACCACAUGCACAGCCCCUGGCGUAACGCUAAACAGUCACAAUAUCAACGUCGCCAUCCUCGGAAUCUGCGGCGGAAUCGCAGGCAAAAUCGAACAAUGCCAGGGCGCGCCCACGACGACCAGUGGCGCCUCGGGCGAUGCGCGCUUCAAUCUGCAGGUUGAGACCCCAGGGACAACGAUUAUUGUUACCAAGGGGCGUUGGGAAGGGUGUGUUCGUGCGGCGAGGGCUGUUUGUGGAGAUAGUCCGUUCUCGAGUACGUGUAUUGGAGGCGCGAAUGAUAAUAAGGAUAAUGUCUUGUUUCAGCUGGUGAAGCAAUGA